This is a messenger RNA of Amblyraja radiata (thorny skate), 3912 nucleotides long. It is a transcript of the gene slc33a2, whose product is annotated as solute carrier family 33 member 2. The record is from RefSeq and is a predicted model, not a curated record. Gene Ontology annotation, molecular function: transmembrane transporter activity. Gene Ontology annotation, biological process: transmembrane transport. The transcript has 6 exons. Bases 458 to 1678 code for a protein of 406 amino acids. Gene Ontology annotation, cellular component: membrane. NCBI's taxonomy places the organism in Eukaryota, Metazoa, Chordata, Chondrichthyes, Rajiformes, Rajidae.
CCACUUUCAUGCUCGUAACUCUGAUGUAAAAGUGUAAGGUGCAUUCAGCCCACAGAAGCUUUCACUUUGCAGCCGACGGAUGCCGGCCCUAUUAUGUUGUUACUCAAGGGCUGACUCAUAAACGCACGUUGACUGUGAGGGAGGGGGUGAGGCGGUGGCGACCAAAGCUACUAGAGGAAGUAUCCUUGGUGGCGACGGCUCCCAUGCGGUUGGCUGCAGCCAGCACUUGCUACACGGACCCUCUCUACCUCCCUCCCUCAUUCAUUGUCCCGGGACGUUCCGCCGCUCGCGACUCCCAGGCCGCGUUCCAGCCACUUCCAGGAGCCGCCGGCUCCCUGCAUCUUAGCUGCUCCAGCAUGCUGCAAUAAAAGCUGAAUUCAGCCUGCUCCAGGCACCCGAAUAAAUAUUGAAUUCAUCACAAGAAAGAUUAGUUUACCUUUGAUGACAUCCGUUUGAAAUGGCGCCCUUCAAAAUGAAACUAUUUGGCUUACUGUACUUUGUACAGGGAAUGCCCUAUGGACUACAAUCCAAUUUGUUACCAAUUUAUCUGAGGACAUUUGGACUUUCAUUUACCAAAAUCAGCUUGACCAAAUUGUUAUUUUUUCCCUGGUCACUUAAGAUACUCUGGGCUCCAUUUGUGGAUCAAUAUGGAACUAAAUGGAAAUGGCUGCUGUGUAGCAUGUUUGGAUUAUUUUUAUGUUGUCUAGUAAUGUCCAGACUGAUUCCGGAAAGGGAUUUCCCGGCAAUGGCUUUCAUUUUGUUGCUGAUGAAUUUCUUUGCUUCAAUUCAAGACAUUGCUGUGGAUGGCAUUGCAGUUCGUUUACUUAGAAGUGAGGACAUUGGUUAUGGCAAUACCAUCCAGGUUGUUGCCUAUAAGAUGGGCUCUCUUAUUGCAGGAGCCGGGCUAUUAACUGUGAUGGACUAUAUUGGCUGGAAUAUGCUAUUCAUAAUAUUCUGUGUCGUCUAUGCUGCUGCUAUGUUUUUUUCGUAUUUCAUACCUGAAGAGGAAGAUACCUCUGAAACAAAAAACAGUAUUCCUGUGCUAAAUCCCAGCAAAAUAUUAGGAGAGAUCCUUAAAGUGCCUGGAACAGUUUGGAAUCUGAUUUACGUCAUGAUCUACAAAUUGGGAGAACAGGGUGCCGUGAGCAUGUUUCCAAUGUUUUUGCUGGAGCAUGGUUUCUCCCCGGCGGAGCUGGGCUUCUGGAAUGGCAUAGUUGCGAUAGGAUUUUCUAUUUUUGGAUCAUGCUUUGGCGGCAUUCUAAUGCCUAAAUAUAAUGUGUUUUCACUUAUAAUUAUCCUGUUUUUGCUGCGCCUUGGAAAUUUGAGUUUACAGACAUUACUACUGCUUCUGUUUUACUAUGAAUCCUUCAUCCUGAAAGGUGCAGCUGUGCUAAGUAUUAUUUUGCAGCAUUUUCUCGGAGGAUUGAUAACAACAUUGACAUUUAGUAUCAUGAUGCUGUGCACUCAGAAAGCUGACAAAAGAAUACAGGCAACCCAUUACACAUUUCUGGCAAGUGCUGAGGUGUUGGGGAAAGUCCUCUUUAGCACCAUAGCUGGUAUACUUGUGGACAGGAUUGGUUUUCCUUCUAGUUUUUGUGUUUUUCUGUUGCUUUCAGGUUUAUCCUUGCUUCAUGUUCUGAAUCCACCUGAGAUACUAUCCAAGCAACAUAAACAAUAAUGUGUGAUUGUUUUACAAUAGCAUAGAAACUGGAGUGUCACAUCAUUGGUCCCCCAGAGCAAAUUUAACUUGGUCUGUGGGAAACACAUCAAUUGUGAAAUCAGUGGGGAAAAUUCAAACCACCUGGCUACAGUGAGAACAAAGUUGGGGGCAGAUAACAUUGGUGUGCAAAAUUCCCACUCACUUCCAAUUUUUCCGUAAUCUUAACCAGGUCAUUUUUAUUGAGGUGCCACCUGACUGUCACAUGGGCCUCAUUCAUGGAUGUAAAGAAGGCACUGUGGUGCACUCAGUGAUAUUUAAGACAAAGACAUGCACUAAACCAAGUCAGAAACUUUUCUGAACAGAUCUGGUUUACUGAGAGUCUGCUGGGGGCCAGCAGGAAAGCUUCAACUUCUAAUUCCCAGUCACAGCUCCAUCUCUGUCCCGAUCAUUCCACACACUUAGUGCAAGUGGGGUAAUACAGUUCAGUGUCCAAUUGGUGACAUCAGGCAAAUCUGUAAACCUGUCCCCUACCUCACGUCACCACAUAGCUCAUCCAAUAAAACCUUCCAGUAAACAUCUCCGGCAGAUGUUCACUUUCAGGAAGAUUUUAUAAUCAGGUUUGUACUUGAUCCACAGGAGGACUUUAACCCACAGUGUACUAACCUCCAGAUCACUUAAAAAGAGAAAAGAAGCCUUCAUUACAUAAAAGAAAACAUCUCCCACAAUUGAGAAAAAGUCUCACAGUUUAUAGAUUCAAAAAUAAAAAUAGAUAAGCUUAAAAAGCUAUCUAUUAAUCAAUGUUAACUUUCAAUUAAUAUAAACUUUAAUUUGCACCAAUUGUGGUAUUGCACUCAUCAAUCUUCACUUGGUUAUGUUGUACAGAACAUGUCAAAACAUUUCUUUACCUGGUAAAAACGUACAGUUGCUCGGUAUUAUCCAAAAGUAAAAUAUUCCAAGAUUUAUUUUAUGUAAUGAGGCAAAUGUGUCUUUGUCCUUUUUAAGUGAUCUUCAGGGAAACAGGUAUGUCAUCAGUACUCUGUGGGUUAAAGUGCCUCUAUAGGUCUGGUUAAAUCAAGAAACAAACCUAGUUGUAGAAUCUUCCUAGAAUUUAACAUAUGCUCAUUACCAUUGCCUGAAGAAGGGUCUCGACCUGAAACGUUACCCAUUCCUUCUCUCCAGAGAUGCUGCCUGUCCCGCUGAGUUAAGGGCCUGUCCCACUUGGGCGUCAUUUGCGCGUCACGCAGGUGGCGAGUGAGGAUUAUGAGAAUCCCAAAAUCCUGGGGCGCCGCGCGCUACCACGCGUCACUGUCUACGCCAACAUGACUCACCACGUGCCAUGCGCGCGUAAUGCAUGCCAUGUGCGCGUCGUGCAUCGUGACCAGUAAAUGGCGCGCAAAUAAUGCCCAAAUUGACUCCAGCUUUGUGUCUAUCAUCAUUUAGUAUAAAGUGUCCGGUAGCAUGUGCUUACCACCAAGAACCUGCUGUCCAGGAUUCAAGCCAAUCGAGAAAAUAUUAACACAUGCAAGAUGUUUAAAGAUAUAUUAAAACAUUUUGGUGACUGAAAGUUGUUGGCUUCUUGACCUCUUUAUGGUCAAUCUAAACUUGAAUUUAACUACUAAUGAAGAUAAGAUUUCAGCAUAUAAUUUUGUUUUAAGAAUGCCAGUUUCUUUCACCUGUUCUUUCACUAAAUGGCUGAAACUCAAGUUUUUGGUAAAUGACAUUUUAAUUGAUAAACUAUGUUACAUUAUACCCUGUAUACCACAGUGGGUGGUGAUGCAGGGUGGAAGGUGAGGGGGAUUGAUAUGAGGUAAAUGGUGAAAUGUGCUGGUGUACAAAGUAAAGAAGAUAAAUAAAGUUGACUUGUAUUCUGACUGAAAUAUGUUUUCAUGUUAAACUUAGAGUUAAUUAGCAUUAUAUUAAGUUAUUAUUUCUGUACAGCUGAAACUAGCCAAAUAAUUGCUGCUAGGCACUGUUGUGAUUUGUCUGUUGACUGAUUUUAUGUAAUCUGAGGGUAUACAGAUUGCGAUUUAAAAAAAAAUCACACGUGUUUGUGUUACACUGAAAUUUUAGCACGCGAAUCAUUAAUUUGCAUUUGUUAUCUAUGCAAAAGAUAAUUUUCAGUGCUUCAUUUCACAUAUCGUAAGUUGGUAACUACGUUAUCUUCCUGCAUCUGUAUUUCCCCGCUGAGUUUUGCAAUUUUUCUUCUAAACAAGAUUUUAUCAAUUUAUGUGAUUAAAAAAUAUUCUUCCUUA